Messenger RNA from Lolium rigidum, 1002 nucleotides. RefSeq names its product dolichol-phosphate mannosyltransferase subunit 1. The record is from RefSeq and is a predicted model, not a curated record. Bases 59 to 796 code for a protein of 245 amino acids. NCBI's taxonomy places the organism in Eukaryota, Viridiplantae, Streptophyta, Magnoliopsida, Poales, Poaceae. The transcript is spliced from 8 exons. Gene Ontology annotation, molecular function: dolichyl-phosphate beta-D-mannosyltransferase activity. Gene Ontology annotation, cellular component: endoplasmic reticulum membrane. Gene Ontology annotation, biological process: protein O-linked glycosylation via mannose; GPI anchor biosynthetic process.
GAUCUGCCGCGCUGUACCGAUCGGCUCGUUCGAUCCGGGACCGCGUCCGCGAGCGGCGAUGGAGAAGGGAGGGGACGCGGGCGGCGGCAAGCCGGAGUACAGCAUCAUCGUGCCCACCUACAACGAGCGCCUCAACGUCGCCCUCAUCGUCUACCUCAUCUUCAAGCACCUCCGGGACGCCAAGUUUGAAAUCAUUAUUGUGGACGAUGGAAGCCCUGAUGGAACUCAAGACAUUGUAAAGCAGUUGCAGCAAGUGUAUGGUGAAGACCGUGUUCUAUUGAGAGCUAGACCAAGGAAGCUAGGGCUUGGUACUGCAUAUAUACAUGGAUUAAAGCAUGCCUCAGGGGACUUUGUUGUCAUUAUGGAUGCAGAUCUAUCCCAUCAUCCAAAGUAUUUGCCAAGCUUCAUUAGGAAGCAAAAGGAAACCGGUGCUGAUAUUGUAACCGGUACCCGUUAUGUUAACAACGGUGGUGUUCAUGGAUGGAAUCUUAUGCGCAAAUUGACUAGCAGGGGAGCAAAUGUUCUAGCACAGACAUUGCUGCGUCCUGGAGCUUCUGAUUUGACAGGGUCAUUUAGGCUAUAUAAGCGAAGUGUUUUGGAAGAUGUAAUUUCCUCGUGCGUCAGCAAGGGCUAUGUAUUCCAAAUGGAGAUGAUUGUUAGAGCCACCAGGAAAGGUUAUCACAUUGAAGAGGUCCCAAUAACUUUUGUCGACAGGGUCUUUGGGAUUUCAAAGCUUGGUGGAUCCGAAAUUGUUGGAUAUUUGAAAGGCCUUGUGUAUUUGUUGCUCACAACAUAGUGGAAAAGACAAGACGUAGAUGCAUGGCGGUUAUAGGACAAAUUCUGGCUAGAGUGACUUUUAUGUUUUUUUUCAGCUUGAGUUGCACAAACAUGCUAACAUUUUCGGAUUUACAGUUGAAUUAUGUACUCAAAGUUGGUUUAUGGGCAUCAUGAUGAAUUGUGUGGCUGCGGCGACAUGUAUCAUUAUAAAACAAUGUUUUGUUG